This is a messenger RNA of Alternaria rosae, 1358 nucleotides long. RefSeq names its product RTA1 like protein-domain-containing protein. The transcript is spliced from 3 exons. Bases 128 to 1201 code for a protein of 357 amino acids. Lineage: Eukaryota; Fungi; Ascomycota; Dothideomycetes; Pleosporales; Pleosporaceae. The record is from RefSeq and is a predicted model, not a curated record. Gene Ontology annotation, cellular component: membrane.
AGCGUGACCGGCUUGACCGAGGAGCGAUACGAAAUUGUUGUUAAGAUGUUCGAGAAGCCCACUUCGAGAAUCAUUACACCUGCAUUCGAGGACGUAUUGCUUGCGUUCGUCUUCAACUCCACCCAACAUGUCCGACACCGAACCAUAUCGCCCAGCGCUUGACGACCCAACCGCCUAUGUUCUGUACCGAUACAUCCCAAACCGGAUAGCGGCAAUCAUCUUCGUCAUCGCAUUCGGUCUUACGACUUUUCUGCACAUUUUCCAAUUCAUCAAGAAAAAGACAUGGUACUUCACACCACUAGUGAUUGGAGGUCUCUUUGAGGUUAUAGGUUUUAUCGGACGAUACCUCUCACACGAUGAUGUUUGGGCACUUGGUCCCUUCAUCAUGCAGUCGCUGCUCAUCCUACUUGCCCCGGCACUCUUCGCAGCCUCCAUCUACAUCAUACUGGGUCGCAUUAUCCUGUUGGUCGACGGAGAGCGCUACUCGCUGGUGCGUCAGAAGUGGCUCACGAAGUUGUUCGUCGGAGGAGAUGUGUUCAGCUUCAUGCUGCAAGCAUCAGGUGGCGGUAUCCAGGCAAUGGGUACGCUGGACGCAUUACAUACCGGCGAAAAGAUUAUCAUCGGUGGUCUAUUCGUUCAACUGCUCUUCUUCGGCUUUUUCAUCGUCGUAUCUGGAGUCUUCCACUACCGCCUCUCCAGAGACAUUCCCCUAAAGAGGCGCUACAGCCCCUUGUCAUUGUUCAAAUCUCGACAAUCUCAUGAGAUCGUACAAGCCUGGUCCACCGUAUCCAGAGCUAGCAUCCACGAUCUACCUUGGAAGCGCCACCUGUUCAACCUGUACUUCGCAAGCGCGCUCAUCAUGAUUCGAAGCAUCUUCCGUGUCGUGGAGUACCUCGGAGGAAACGCAGGAUAUUUGCUCAGUCACGAAGUGUACCUAUACGUCUUCGAUGCACUGCUGAUGUUCUUUGUCAUGGUCUCGUUCAAUUGGGCCCACCCAAGCCAGGUCACGGACGCCUACCAGAAGAGACUUCGAAGCGGUUCGCCUAUGGAGCUUCAACAUUCUCGCGAUAUGUCGAUGGCUGCGGAUGAAGAGCACAUGAUGGGACACCGGGAGGCUAAGAAUGGUGUAAGGACUGGUGGCAGGAGCGAUGGCAGGGGGGAAUCUCGACGUUCAAGUAGCAGGCAUGCUUCUCGGAGUUGAGACAGCAGGGGUGGAUCUAUUGAUUAUGACAUCAAGAGGAGGACUUCAUCCGAAUUUCACGACUGGAGGAUAAGAAGUAAUGACGGCCCUGCAAGAAGUAAGCGACCAGGUGUCCGCCAGUACGUCUCCUACGCUCAGGGACGCGGAAUAUCGUGGG